AUGGCGCCUCCCCCUAACGAUGCCGACAGGUGUAGGACAACACACUUUAAUAUUCCAGCUGCAACUGUACCGGCAGCUUUUCCUUCUGGUGUAGUUCCCAAUCUGGCCUCCCUCAAGCGAGCGCAUAGCAAAGAUACAUACUCCAGUUUCUCCUGGCAAAAUAGGCCCAACUGUAGCUUUCACCAUAAUUCGCGAAACGAUAUCGAAAACUUUUCUUUGGAGGCUGGUUUCAAUCAAGACAUGAGCCCGCUUGAGAACACUUAUACUAGAGACUUUGGGGAGGCGAGGAGAGUGGAAGAAUAUACUAAUCAAGAAGAAAUCGAUGAUACACAUGAUGAACUCUAUGAGGAUGAUACAACCAUAGGCGGUCAGAAUUUACAAGGAGGAUUUCUACAUGAUCAAGAUCAUUGGGCUAUUCGUCGAUCCGGCUCCUUACCAAUCACCGGCUCUCUUGGUGGUUGUAUUGCCUCCGGUCAGCCGAGUACGGGUCUGGCUUUGGUACUAGAUGGGCCCACGUUGGCCUGUGCCCUCGUCGAGGAAAAUAAAGCUGACUUUCUAGAACUGGUGCAGCAUUGCGCCAGUAUCAUCUGUUGCCGAUCAACGCCAGCUCAGAAGGUUUGUCGAAUAUUUUAUACACGGUGUUAUUCUGUGACUUUCUCUCUAUUCAUCUCACACAGAAAAGCAUAUUAUCUUGUGUCUUAUUCUUUAAAUACAGGCUUCAACUUAUUGGCAAAACUCAAAAAACUUAAAGAUUGUUUGACCUUGUUUUCGCAACUUGUUCAUAUUGGCAGGAAGACCUAUAGCAAAGCACCUUGUCCAGGGUCCAUAGUAUGCAUGAUAAUUUCCAGUCGGACCGUGGACGUGGUAUAUUCCCAGACGUUUGCCGGUAUCGUUAGUAAGCCUUGCUAUUCUUAG
Molecule: messenger RNA, 915 nt
Organism: Protopolystoma xenopodis
Lineage: Eukaryota; Metazoa; Platyhelminthes; Monogenea; Polystomatidea; Polystomatidae
Source: the annotation of a GenBank genome assembly